Molecule: messenger RNA, 1750 nt
Organism: Colletes gigas
Lineage: Eukaryota; Metazoa; Arthropoda; Insecta; Hymenoptera; Colletidae
Gene: CycY
Product: cyclin-Y
Exons: 4
Coding region: 604-1632 (342 amino acids)
Biological process (GO): regulation of canonical Wnt signaling pathway; regulation of cyclin-dependent protein serine/threonine kinase activity
Cellular component (GO): plasma membrane
Molecular function (GO): protein kinase binding; cyclin-dependent protein serine/threonine kinase activator activity
Source: RefSeq, a predicted model, not a curated record
CUCGAAGAUCUUUUUCUGUUAUAGAUAUACAUUAUAGUUUAUGCAUGAAUAUGCAAUAUCAAAACAGCACUCUAAGGGCGGCGUUCGCAGAAACAUAUAAAAAUAUUAGAAUAAUUGCGUUAAAAUGUGCAGUAACGAUGAGAAUGGCGUGCAAUGAAGACAGCGUAUUAGAGCUCGUGCACACGAGCAGAAAUGAAAUUUGAUUGAAUGAUCAUUUAAACAAUCAGCCGGCACAGAUUGUGCUUAAAGACGUCAAUAUAAUAGACAUUUAUUACAUUAUUAAUUACGAUACAUUUAUAAAGUGGUUCUUACAAUCUUUAACUAUAAUUUCUGCGUUCAGAUCUAUACAAAUGAUUUCUGACUAUAUGUGGUACAUUUGACCAUCAAUGUGGAUAAAAUUGAAAAAGGAAUGUAUAACAAUAUCACCUUUAGUUCUGUCAGCUGAUCGUCAUCCAUCAACAACAUGUAAAGGGUACACUGUGAUAAACUCCAAAUUAAAUCAUUUAUAUAAUCACUGUGGUACUGAGUAUUACAGUUUGAUUUAUAUUUUAUAAAAUUUUGUUGGGGAAGAAAAACAGAGAUAUCAGAGAAUCUUGUAAAAGAAUGGGAAAUAAAAGUAGUUGCUGUGUCUAUUCUAGUCCGCAAGUCGGACGUAAGGAUCUGGGAUCUGAAGGUGUUACCCGUGGUCUUGAGGAACAUCUGCCGGAAGGUGGAAUUAGUGUUAAUAAUUUACAACAUAUUAGUGAACGUGAACCAGAAGACUGGGAUUCAGAUCCGUCAUUACAUCCAUGUGCUGGUACUAUUUUUAUGGAACGAUCUAAACAAGCUAUUGAAAAUGGUAUGGUAAGAAAAAAGAGUCAGCAUCAAAUUGCAGAUAUAAGGCCUUUAAAAAAAAGUAGUAGUUGCAGUACAAUAUAUUUAGAUGACAGUACUGUUUCGCAACCUAAUCUUAAAAAUACUGUGAAAUGUGUUGCCUUAGCUGUUUAUUAUCACAUUAAAAACAGAACUUCACAACGACAAAUUGAUAUAUUUGAUGAAAAGCUUCAUCCAUUAACGAGGGAAGGUGUUACAGAAGAUUAUGAUAAAUAUAAUCCAGAACACAAACAAAUUUAUAAAUUUGUGAGGACGUUAUUUAAUGCUGCUCAACUUACAGCUGAAUGUGCCAUUAUAACAUUAGUUUAUUUGGAACGUUUACUUACAUAUGCAGAAAUAGAUAUAACACCAGCCAAUUGGAAACGAAUAGUACUUGGAGCUAUUUUAUUAGCGUCAAAAGUUUGGGACGAUCAAGCAGUAUGGAAUAUAGAUUAUUGUCAAAUCCUCAAAGAUAUUACAGUAGAAGAUAUGAAUGAAUUAGAAAAACAAUUUUUGGAAAUGCUACAGUUUAAUAUAAAUGUUCCUUCGAGCGUAUACGCUAAAUAUUAUUUUGACCUUCGCACACUUGCAGAAGCAAAUGAAUUAACAUUCCCUAGUGAACCACUCAGCAAAGAAAAAGCUCAGAAAUUGGAAGCAAUGUCCAGAGUUUACGAAGACAAAGUCACUGCUGAAGCUUUGCGUACUGGUAAUAAAAAAUGGUCAAGUUUAGAUAAUAUAUGCAUAGGUGGACCUAGACGUAGUAUUGCUAUUCUAUCUUAAACAUCGGAUAUUAGCGGAUACGUUAUUUGUACUGCAUACCUUCACAAUUAAGGUAUGUGAACAAGAAAAGUUUUGCAGACCUAUAAUAGUAUAGUAUCAAUCAAUUUCAAAUGUUUUG